AGAUACCUAGUUGCUUAAGAACAACUGUCACAAAAUUUAUAAGUUGCAAAACUAAAAUAUUGGCAACAAAACUACAAAAUGUCAUUCAUUCUGUUGCAGUUUGUGAUGGCAUUCAGAAUAAGUUUUGUAUUUUUUCAAAUAUGGAUGUUUCAUUCAACUUUUUCUAUAGUCAGAAUCAUCGCCAAGAUGGGUUAAAUUUGGUGAACUGAUCGAUGUGGUGUUCAUUGGACGAGAUGUCGUGGCGGCAGCCUGCGGUGUCCAUGUCGCUUUUUAUAAUGUUGUUACUAAACAGGAGUCCUGCUACAGGGCUAACAGCUACGCCACUGGCGACGGCGUCCAGGCACUGGCUGGUCAUCGAUACAUUAACAUGUUCGCCAUAGCUGAAAAGUGCUCAGAUCCUCGAAUACUGGUUAUGAGAUAUCCAGACUUUGUGAGAGUCGGUGAGAUGCCAUGUACCGGUACGACGGAUAAGUAUUUAUCCCUGGUCUUCACCGAGUCUGAUUAUCUGGUGAGCUUGACCGGUCUUCCCAAUUAUGAAAUUCAAUUGUGGUGCUGGAGAACCAACGAGCAACUGUUGAGCAUCCCAUCGGGAAUGGAUGGGCCUAAGCAAAUUUUAAAAUGCUCUCCGGCUCAACCGAUUCAUGUUGUUCAACUUGCAGAGCAGUCUAGUCAACUGAUUGUUUGGGAAGUCAGUAUUGGUGCAGGAAAGGGUUACAUACAGAGACAGCCUGUUCAGCUAGUCGAGUCAGGGCCCCCCUACACAAAUAAAUAUCCUAAACUGAAUCCAGUGUUCUCAUAUGAUGCCACACUUUAUUUGGUAAACACAGAAGGAGAUAUACUCAAGGUUUUGCUGGAAAGUCGCAAAUUGGAGUCAGUAAUAGAGUGGCCCGGCUUCAUUGGAGAUAACGCAACUUGUGCUUGCUGGUAUAAAAAUGGAAUUCUGGUGUCUGGACCGAAUGGAGAACUCAGAUUUUUUUCAAACGAGCAGAUGCCGCCGAAUGCAAUCAUCAGCUCCGAACGCGUUUUACAAUCGGGCAAUGGGAACGAAUGGCGAACCGUUUGGAAGUCGAGUGGGCCCCCAGACUGCUCGAUUCGGCAACUGGACUGCGCCAUCGGCAGGGAUACGCUGCUAUGCUGGACAUCGAAUGGGGGCUGUUUUGAAUUUACGAUUCAAUUCGAUUCCGAAGAACCCACGGAAUUUCAUAAAAUUGCACAGUUUAACAUGCAAGUGGGAAAACAUAAUUUAAAUAAUUAG
Molecule: messenger RNA, 1255 nt
Organism: Ctenocephalides felis (cat flea)
Lineage: Eukaryota; Metazoa; Arthropoda; Insecta; Siphonaptera; Pulicidae
Exons: 8
Coding region: 368-1255 (295 amino acids)
Biological process (GO): cilium assembly
Cellular component (GO): axoneme
Molecular function (GO): protein binding
Source: RefSeq, a predicted model, not a curated record